AUGGGUGCUAUCGAUGUGAUCGUGGUGGAACAGCCAGAUGGCGAGUACAAAUCCACCCCAUUUCACUACGUCGAUAUUCAAAUCAAUGGCGAAGAAAUCGAUUUGAAAAUGAAGUUGGGUGAAAGCGGUGUUGCGUUUUUUGUGGAGGAAGCGGAUCCUAAUCAGACACCGUCGUACCUGCUCACAUCUCCUCUACCUGAACCAGGAAAUCCGUCAGCGCAAUCCACUGAUCAAGUCCUAACGGAAAGUGCAAAAAUCCUGGGUGAAACGAAAGCUGGUACAGAAAAUGAUCGAAAAUUGGCUGCAAUUGGGGACGCAAGCCCCGAGCCAGUAAGCAAAAAGGAUGUGCAAGAGCCCAAGCAAGAACAGUCCUUAUUGGAAGUUCAACAGAGGAAAAGGAAUUUGCCAUUCAAUUCGUCAGUAUUCAGCAUUAGAAGAAAUCGGUCCCUUCCUGAUUUGCACUCCAUAGCUGACCAGAAAAAUGGCUAUCAUUCGGAUAUUGAGGGAAAACCUAGGAAAACUCCUCCAAGGAAACUGUCUACGCGCCCUCUGCGGCAUUCGAAAUCGCAAGCAUUUGACAAGUCGUUGAAGCGUGAAAGGUCGGUGGAGAAUGUUGUUGUGCCUGCGAAAGCUCCAACUCAACGACGGAAGAAAAGUCGUGUUGCCUUCCAACCUAUCAGCAUCAAAAUAGAAAAUGAAUCUUCUGAUUCGGAAUGUUCAUCAGUUUCAUCGAGCCCAGCACGUUCGCUUCUUGAUUCACGGGAUGUUGACCGGAUAGCUGAUGGUGCCUUGUCCGAUUCAGAAGUGGAUCGACAUCGAAAUACUCCCGAGCCUCAUGCAAGCGAAGUGACAGACUGGAAAUGGGGUCAGCUUCCAGAAACGAGGGAGAACAAACUUAAGCAGGAGCAGAGCAAGGCUGAAGAUACGUUGAAGCCAAAGGGUGAGUCGUCGGGCUGGACGUGGUUCCCAUGGGGACACCGUUCGUCUCCUGCUCCAGCACCACCAGCAGAGGAAGGCAUUUCAUUAGACGAAUUGUUCAGCCCGGAUGCUGCAUCAGAUCCUUCAAAAAUAGCUAAAUAUCUGGGGAAGGCUGGUAGCACAGCGGUUAGCAUUGACAGUGGUCAUGCCUCUCGUGGAACCUCACAACCAUCCAGCCCAACUGCUCAGUCAGAUGAUUGCAAUUUCGCAGACAAGACUCCCACACAGGAAGUCGCUCCAAGUGUAGAACAUCCAGACAACCUUCGAACUCGUAAUGCCAGCGAUCAGCGAAGUGCUGUUAGUAGCGACGAUAUUUUUCCUUUGAGCGAGGACGAGUUAGAUGAACCUCGACCGUCAUCACGCCCUUCGUACAUGUUAUCACUCCGACUCUCGUCUGAAAAACUGAGAAGCCUUGGCUUGGUUUAUGGAGCGAAUGAAUGUCGAUUUAGUAUCACAACUAAAUUCCAGGGUACGUCGUGGUGUAGCUGUAACAUAUACCUUUACAAAUGGUAUGAACGCAUUGUGAUAUCCGAUAUCGAUGGAACAAUCACAAAAAGCGACGUCCUUGGACAUGUCAUCCCGGCCAUUGGUGGAACAUGGGCUCAUGCAGGAGUUGCGGAAUUGUACACUCGAAUCAAGAAUAAUGGUUACAAGAUGGUGUACUUGUCAUCUCGAGCCAUUGGGCAAAGCCACACCACGAAACAAUAUCUGAAGAGUAUUGCUCAGGACAGCAAACAGCUGCCUGAUGGUCCGGUGCUGCUGUCACCGACAAGUGUGCUCAUUGCUUUCAGAAGAGAGGUGAUCGAACGUCGUCCUGAGGAAUUCAAAAUAGCAGCGUUGACCGAUUUGAAAAAGCUCUUCCCUGUAAAACAACCGUUCUUUGCUGGAUUUGGGAAUCGCGAAACGGAUGUUACGUCGUAUCGAGCAGUUGACGUCAUGCCAGCGCGAAUUCUCAUUAUCGACCCUUCUGGUCGUGUACGUCGAUCGGAUUCUGUAGGAUAUGUGAGCAGUUAUUUAUCAAUGGCCACCGAAACAGUCGACUACUUAUUUCCACCGCUUGUGCGGAAUUUUCUUCUAUGCUUCGAACGGUCGCACAGUGCUCAACAGUUAGGCAAUCUCAUCUUUGAGGACAAUUUCAUUUACCUAUGUAUAUUCAGCGCUAAAGGUGAAAACGGUGCGAGAAUGGAACUACAGCCGACGUGGACGAACCCGCUUGAGUGCAGCUCGUUUACGCAUUGGAAACCGGAGAAGGAUGAAUCACUCAGUGACACCGAUCUAGCUGCUUACGAAGCAAGUCGUAAAAAAUCUUCAGAGGACAAAGCUAAGAGGAAAUGA
This is a messenger RNA of Ostertagia ostertagi, 2313 nucleotides long. The record is from the annotation of a GenBank genome assembly. Lineage: Eukaryota; Metazoa; Nematoda; Chromadorea; Rhabditida; Trichostrongylidae.